GCCCAGUAGAAUGGAUCUUGCUAAGGAGAGGUAUGGUGGUUGUUUCUCUCAUGAAGAAGUGGAAAAUGUAAAGACUUUCCUACGUAUUGCUGUUGUUUUGGCUACUGUUUUUCCCUUAUUUAUCCCCAUUAUUCCAGUUUUAAGUAGUUCCUCAAAUUUUGUUGUACAGUUUAAAGAUGGCUAUGAAAGAAGUGCUAAAAAUGCUAUUUGGCUGCUUGGCAACCUCACUUCUUGGCUUGUUGUAGUCCCUUUGUUUGAACUGGUUAUUCUACCUCUCUUCCCUAAAUUAGAAUAUUUUAUAAUUAAUCCAUUGAAAGGACUUGGUUUGGCUAAUAUUCUCAUCCUAUUAUCAAUUGUUAGUUUAUUUCUCAUUGACUUGAUUGGAAGGAUUGCUAGUAGCAUUACUUCUGAAAUGCCUUGCUUCUUCAUGUGGAAAUCAGUCAAUCAAACAAUUGAUAUUUCCUAUAGGAUACUACUCAUACCAUCAGUAUUAGCUGUCAGUCUCCUUUUGGUAUGCAUGGAAUGA
Amphimedon queenslandica is the source of this 526-nucleotide messenger RNA. RefSeq lists its product as uncharacterized. The transcript is spliced from 2 exons. The record is from RefSeq and is a predicted model, not a curated record. NCBI's taxonomy places the organism in Eukaryota, Metazoa, Porifera, Demospongiae, Haplosclerida, Niphatidae. Bases 11 to 526 code for a protein of 171 amino acids.